AUGACCCUUUAUCCCACAGAUGAGCUUCAUAGCGUUUGUUUAGAUGGUACUCCACCAGUGUACCAUCUCGAUAGAGGAUCUGAGGCGGGAAUCAAUAGUUGGUUGGUUCAUAUUGAGGGAGGAGGAUGGAGUAAUAAUAUCACAACCUGCCUAGCUCAAAAGAACCUAAAACAAGGUUCCUCCAAGGACAUGGCUAAACAGCUUGCUUUCUCUGGGAUUUUAAGCAAUGAGCCAAAGUUUAACCCUGAUUUCUAUAAUUGGAAUGGGAUCAAGGUUAGCUAUUGUGAUGGUGCAUCAUUUACUGUGGAUGUAGAAGAAGUGGAUCCUGCUAUUCUGUCUGGAAGUUCAGCUGGUGGGUUGACAUCAAUUUUUAGAUCUCUUGUUCCCAAGGGCGCUAAAGUAAAGUGCAUUUCAGAUGCUGGUUAUUUCAUAAAUGUGAAAGAUAUUUCUGGAGCAUUAUAUAUCGAGGAUUACUACAACAACGUGGUCAUGACACAUGGAGCAGCGACGAAUUUGCCAUCGUUGUGUACAUCAAAAGGGAAACCUGGAUUGGUAAGAGGAAUUUUCUUGACUAGAUUGAAUGGUUUUGCACCAUGA
Fraxinus pennsylvanica is the source of this 597-nucleotide messenger RNA. The record is from the annotation of a GenBank genome assembly. NCBI's taxonomy places the organism in Eukaryota, Viridiplantae, Streptophyta, Magnoliopsida, Lamiales, Oleaceae.